AUGGCGAGCCGCCCCCAGCGUUACUACUCCCUGGCAACUCCGCGUGCCACCGCGCGUCAUUCACUCGUGGAGCUUCGCGAUCCCUAUCCGCCACACUGGAGAGACGCGCAGCAGCCGUUUGAGACGUUCCAGAAGCCGCACAGGAGCGAAGAGCAGCAGCCGUUUGAGACGUUCCAGAAGCCGCACAGGAGCGAAGAGCAGCAGCCGUUUGAGACGUUCCAGAAGCCGCACAGGAGCGAAGAGCAGCAGCCGUUUGAGACGUUUCAGAAGCCGCACAGGAGCGAAGAGCAGCAGCCGUUUGAGACGUUUCAGAAGCCGCACAGGGGCGAAGAGCAGCAGACGCUGCUCCUACGCACAGGAGCGUCCGCGUCAGCGGACUUCUCCUACGCACAGGAAUUCUACGCAUCGGACACGUCAGCGUCGUUUUCGCCGUCUCGUCCGCCGGUGCUUUCCGGCAGCUCCGCGCAACCUCCCCGCGCCACACCCGCCGCAGCGUCCGCUCCUCGCGGCGGAAGUUCCGCCUCCCUCCCCCGCGGAGAUGCGCUGAUGUCGUCUGCCCACCGCCGUGCGAUUUCCGCCUCUGCUGCGUGCGAGGAGCGGCUCGUGCUCCCCUUGCCUCCCCGCGGGGACAAACCCGCCGCCGCCUGCGCGUUUCGCCGCCGCCGCCACCAAGUCGCUCUUUCCAAGAAACCCUCCUCUGAAGCCAACGCGGCCGCUGCUCCCACGGUCUUCAAAGCUCGGGCAUCAAACGAAAAUUUCUCCUCACGUCCUGCGUGCUGCACGAUCCCCUCAAUUCCCAGAAGCUUAAGGCGCGGGAGCUUGUUUUACUUCCCUGCAGACGAAGGAACGAGGAAGCAGCAUGCAGAUGGUGCUGAUGGUGCCACGUCACCCGAGGGUAGUUCCCCGAUGCCUAGAGUAUUUGCAAGGAGUACUGCGUAUUCAACUCCGGCAUCUGUGGUAACCCGACACACACCGGCGCCUCAAGGGAAUCCAAACUCCCGAGCUGUAGCAUCGCAGGCAGCAUCAGAUUCAGCAGCAGAGGCGGCACCAUCGACAGCAGCACGGACGGCGUCAGGUGUAGUUGGCAAAACUGCAAGGUCGUUCUUCCAGCGGAUUACCCCCCAUGGACAUGAGGCUGGUAACAGUGCCGGUGCAGUCCGUGCAGGUCCGAGCAGCAACACCACCCCUGCUACUCCCACCUCCUCUGCCUCAUCCCCUGCUGUACGAAUUUACAGCAGCAGCAGUGCUCCUUCCUCUCCUUGCACCCCGCUGCCUUGCACUAGGCCCUGCCGCACCAGCAGUCCACCACCCAACAGCAGCAGCAGUGCAAGCACCACCAUGCGGGCCAAGGCUGAAGCUAGGAGGGAGCAGCCAGUGCAUGUGAAGCCUUGCCUCACUGCCCCCUCGAGCACCCGUACGUGCAGCUCAGCGCCAGGCUCGCCUAGCAGAAGCCCCAAGCGCGUGAGCUUUGUGAAAUACGUUGAGAUUCUAGAGCAUGUUGCAUAG
Closterium sp. Yama58-4 is the source of this 1506-nucleotide messenger RNA. NCBI's taxonomy places the organism in Eukaryota, Viridiplantae, Streptophyta, Zygnematophyceae, Desmidiales, Closteriaceae. The record is from the annotation of a GenBank genome assembly.